GUACUGGUCAAGGGCGCAGGGAAAUUGGAUCAUGUGGAACGCUACGAUGUAGUCCGACCCCAGAGACUGACUGGUCGGGUCAAAAGAAACAUUUUCUCAAACCAGGUGCUUACAUCCCGUUAUCUUUUCUCUAUAAUUAGGUAAUAGUGGUUCCCUGCAAAUUAGGGAAAUAUUUCUAAUCCCAAUGAUGAGGGAUGUUAUAAAGAAUACGAUAGCUUUUAAUUGUUGACAACUAAACAAAAUCUUCCUUAGGUUUAUCCUGAUGAGAUCCAAUAUGCAUUAACCCUUGAUGGAGAGAACCACACUAUUCAUCUGGCUAAAAAUAGGUAAAUUAUUUUUAACUAUCCACCAAUUACUAGACGAGUUUUGGUAGUCAGGUUUGGUAGCAGUUAUAUGAAUUGUUCUAUUAUUUGCUCUUUUCAUAGGCAACUUAUUGGGAGGCAUUACGCUGAAACACACUAUUCAGAAAAUGGAAGGCGGGUGACAACAUUUCCAAAUUAUGAGGUAUUUAAGCCAUUUAAUAUAAUAGCCGACAUUUUGUGUCACUUUUUGUUUUGAUUCAUUGCAUGCUGUGCAGAUUUAAUGUGUACAGUAUUUCAAGAUAAGCUCUCAACCAAUACUUGUACUAAUUUCAACUUUUAGGACCACUGCUAUUAUCAUGGUCAUAUUCAAGGCAUUGAGGAUUCAUCCGUUAGUGUUGGAAUCUGUUCUGGCAUUAGGUAAGUGAGAAUUCUGCAUGUGGCGCAGUGGUCUAAGGCACUGCAUCGCAGUGCUAGCUGUGCCACUAGAGAUCCUGGUUCGAAUCCAGGCUCUGUCGUAGCCGGCCGCGACCGGGAGACCCAUGGGGCGGCGCACAAUUGGCCCAGCGUCGUCCAGGGUAGGGUAGGGGAGGGAAUGGCCGGCAGGGAUGUAGCUCAGUUGGAGCAUGGCGUUUGCAACGCCAGGGUUGUGGGUUCGAUUCCCACGGGGGGCCAGUAUGAAUUUUUUUUAUGUAUGCACUCACUAACUGUAAGUCGCUCUGGAUAAGAGCGUCUGCUAAAUGACUAAAAUGUAAAUGUAAUGUAAUUUCCUGUUUUCUAUGAGCAGUUUCUGACCUUUCUGAAUUACUUGGCAACUAGUUUGCAAUCAAUACAUUUCUCUGGAAAUCAAACUUCUCGUUUGAGAAAUUCAACAUUGCUACAUUUCCACAGAUGUGUAAUACAAAUGACAGAAACAUUUGGGGUUGAAAUCAUUUUGAAAGCGGUCUUACACAUUUAGAAAUGUACCUGUCUUUUAUGACGUUGGCUCUAGUGCCAUUUCACCUCCAAGACAAUGCUAUACUAAAUAGCUUACUGCCUUUUGAUGUUGAUUAUUCAUACUAUAUAGUUUGGAGGAACAAUGCUAUAUUAAUUGGGGAGAAACUGAUUGUCCGUGCUUUUCAAUGCAACACUUAGAAAACCGCUCUCUGAUGUGUCUUUCCAGUGGCUUUGUGAGGGCUGAGCAAAAAGUCUACCUGAUUGAGCCUUUAGGAGACUCUACCGAUGGGGAGCAUGCUCUGUACAGACAGGAGCACCUCAGAGCCAACAAGACCAGCUGUGGUCACUCCAACGACAGCACGGUCUAUGACCAUGACCAGGGACCGGCCCCCAGACUCUUAGGCCUCUUCAAGUCCAAAGGCUGGGUAAGCAGUUACUUGCUACUGCUUCCUUUUGGUUACUUACACAAUACACAUCCAAAUAUAUAGUGUUCAGAGGUUAUGUAUGUUUUCUACCAGUUGUAUUUAUCUUGUAAGUAGAGUCCAAUGUUUUCUUAUCUCUCUCUUUUUUUAAAAUUAUUUUAGAAAAGUAAACCCAUCGCUGGGCCUCAAAGAUUUGUGGAGAUGUAUCUGGUGGCUGACUAUACAGAGGUAUGUUAUGCUAUGUAUCAAUAUAGAUGUAUGGUUUCUUUCUUGUUUCCUGACAGCCUUUGUUGGAGGCUAACCUAUGUUUGUUGUUUUUUCAGUACAAAUUGUUUGGAAGCAAAACCCAAGGUCGAAUGCUGCAAAUUGCCAAUCAUGUUGAUAAGGUACCAUUUCAAGGAAGUCAUUUUGUGUGUUUGUAUGUGAAUGGCUGCAUGAGCAUUGUUAGGGCGAGGAGUUUUUCCUGAACUGUUCCAGGCUCUCGUUAUAGGUACUUAGGAUGCUAUAUUGAAUAGCCUACUGUUAUAAUGAGGGCCUUAGGAGUUAUUGAAAAGACCUCUGUCUUUGCUUCCUAGUUGUAUCGGCCAUUGAACAUCCGGGUCAUGCUGGUGGGGUUGGAGAUAUGGACUACUAGGGAUCACAUUGACGUCACGCCCAGUCCUGAGAACACCCUGAAUAGGUUUCUCCAGUGGCGCCAAGACGACCUUCUGAAGAGGGCACAGCAUGACAAUGCCCAGUUUGUCACGUGAGUAAUUAGCCUUAUCUUCUUUAUGUUUUGUGAAAGGAAAUGGAUCGCAAUUAAUCACAAUACUUUUUCCAUUAUUCUAUUGUUUGAUAUUAUAUCCUGUAAAAAAUAUCAAUAUAAAAUGCUUUUUUUAAUGAAUAGUAUUGAAACGAUGGCCAAAUGUCUUCUUUCGUGUGGUUUGCAAAGCUAAUGACAGUUCUAAAGCUUUUCCACAACAUUUGGUUUUCAACAGUGGUAAAGAUUUCUUGGGCGAUACUGUAGGACUGGCAAAUAAACUUGCCAUGUGCACUGGAAGUUCAGGUGCAGUCAACCAGGACCACAACAAAAACCCUAUUGGCGUUGCCUCGACCAUCGCUCAUGAGAUGGGCCACAACCUGGGCAUGUCUCAUGAUACCUUAGGCUGCACAUGUGGGACAUCGCUGUACAAAGACAACUGUGUCAUGGCAGAUCGGGUCAGGUAAAUACAAAAACACUAACACAUUACACACUCACUCACACAUUGACACAGUGAGGAAUUUCCUAUGUUUGUUAUUAUGUUAGCCAUUCUAAAGUGAGCCAUCAUUCCCACACCUUUAGAUCAGAGUACCCAGAGCUGUUUAGUGGCUGCAGUCAGGAGCAGUUGAGUGACUUCCUGGAGAGAGCCAAUCCCAGAUGUCUGUUGGACACGCCUGGCUCUGAUAGGCUGUAUGUGGGGCCUGCCUGUGGCAAUGCCUUCCUGGACCCUGGAGAGGAGUGUGACUGUGGAACUGUGGAGGUAAGUCAGGCUCACAAGGUGCACUGGCAUUGAUUAUAUCGUCUUACACUAUUCCACUGACUCAAUCCAAGGUUUAGCUUUGUUGUAAGGAUGACAAAACUUUUCAAAAGCUUAUAAAAGGGAGAGAUAAAAAUACACGCAUGACUGCUUUGUUUGCACUGUAAAUUAUACUUUCUGGAUGACUGACUAAACGAUACAUUUGGUUAGAUUAAAUAGUUAUUUUGUCUUUUGUUCCUGAUUGGUGUGAUUUUUGUCCCUCCCAGGAGUGUAAGAAUCCCUGCUGUGACCCCACUACCUGUCGCCUCACUGAGGGAUCCAGCUGUGCUCAUGGAGCAUGCUGUGAAAACUGCCAGGUACGUGCAUUUUGUGCAUUUUUGGUCAUAUGUAAAAUCCUGGGAAAUCUGGGUGCUUUAUUAAACGUAUGAUUGAAUGAGUCAGACCAGCUGGUAACAUCUUUCUCUGAUCUCUCUCUGCUCAUCACCACUCAGACAGACACACCCAACCAACUACAACUAAUAAAUCACCAGCAAUAAUAAAAAAAAGAACAUAGCCACAAGAGAAGUAGGGUUCGGAGACCCCAGGGUUGAAAUGGCAGCAGUAAUACCAGGAAACAGAAUGAUGCACAUGUGUUUCCUUGUACUGAACUGCCCACAUCCUUCCUCAAUAUGACAGUCAGGGGACUGUAAGAGCGAGACAAAUAAAAAGGUGUAAUGUAUCCGCACUCAAAAAGAUUUAGCAUAAAGCUGACUUUAUUAUUCGAUUUGUUGUAUUCUUUUCAGUGCAUCAGGGAUAGCGUACACAGACGUUUCGGCAGGCGUAGUCAGUCAUCAAAUAAAAUAUGUAUUGUAUGAUCCAAACUUGGCAUCUAACCAAGAAUCAUACACUUUGCUGUAGUAGUAGUAUCAGAUUUGUUUUUAAAGUUAGCACUUUGAGCAUAAUGUUUGAAAAGCACUGUACAAAUAAAGUAAUCACACAGAUUUAUUAGUUAUGAAGUUACUCAACCACUAAACUAUUUGUUCUCAAUCUUCAGCUCAAACAGGCGGCCAGUUUGUGUAGAAGAGCUUCCAGUGAUUGUGACUUGGCAGAGUACUGCACUGGAACUUCAGAGCAUUGCCCAGAAGAUACCUUUCAGAUGAAUGGGAAACCUUGUAGCUAUGGUCAGGGCUACUGCUACAAUGGCCGAUGCCCAACACUUCAGCAACACUGCAAUAGACUGUGGGGACCAGGUACUUCUGUCUUUACUGUUUUAAGUACAUAGCCAAUAAUUUACACUACACUUGUUAUGACACAGUGUAACCAUCCAAAACCGUAUGACGUUAUUUCAUUAACACAAAGCAGAACCCUUCCAGAAAAAAACUAGGCCUAGAUAUAAUCUCAUUCGGUCAGUGCAGGUUGAACGUCAUAUUGUGAAUUGUUCAAUGAUGAUAAUCUACAGUAAGGAUUCCUGUCAUAUCCUGUGGAACCCAAAGGUCAAAAGUGUAAUAUCUCUCUCUUAUUUUCUAGCGGCGCAAGUAGGCACAGAUUCCUGCUUUAAUCUAAAUCUGGGUGGCAAUGAAGGAGCCCACUGCGGAAGGACCAAAAAUGGCUUUGUGCGCUGCACACCACAGUAUGUCCCCUCCCAUCUGACUUCCUGUGUUCUGACAUUUCCUGUUUCCCAUCGAAUGUAACCACACAAUGUCACUCUCCGAUGCAAUUUACAAAUAGUAGAAAACAGAUAUUACAAGACUUCCAUAAGCUUGUGCUGUUAAGAAACGUGUUGCCAUAUUUUGACGUAAAAUACUAAGUCAAUUUGUUUUCUUCUCCUAGGAAUAUGAAAUGUGGAACACUAUUUUGCUUUGGAGGAGAUGAGUAUCCCAUCACUGGGCAGAAGGCCUUCUACAAGAUGCAGGGAGGGGGGACAUGCAACAUAGCAGUGGACCAGGAUAAAAUAAGAUCUCUGGACAUGGUUCCAACAGGAACCAAAUGUGGCAUGAAUAAGGUAAGACUGUGUAUGAAUUCCAAAUCACCCCUCGGGAGGGCCUAUAGGAAUUCAUGGACACAAAUUCAUGGGGUUCAUAUGAGAGGGCAAAUGAAGUGAACAAUUCUUCUUUGUUUCCACAGGUUUGCUAUGAUCACAAAUGCCAAGAUGUCAAAGUCUAUGGUCAAACGGAGGACUGUUCAUCCAAAUGUCACAACAAUGGGGUGAGUGCAUUGACUGUCGAUUUUGAGUCGUUAGUAAAACUUAGCUAGAAUUGUAUGGACCCAAUCAUCACACUCUGUACACUCUUUUGUUAGGUGUGCAACAACAAGGGACAGUGCCACUGUAACCCAGACUGGGCUCCACCCUACUGUGAUGUCAAGUAUUCAGACUUGCCUCAAGGUAUGCCUCAUUCACUCUGUUGUGACAUGCAUUGUUGUUCAGGUAUUUUUAUAUGUGUUACAUUUUGUAAAGGUAAACCUGAACAGUGGAUGAAAAUGAACAUCUUAAUGAUUGGUUAUGUUUUGCUUUGCAGACCAGUUUGGUGUGGUAGCUGGCGUCUCAGCAGUGAUAGCUGGGUUGUUGCUGCUUACUUUCCUGGUUGCAGGACUGAUGUGUUGCAAGAAGAACAAGAGAGAAAACUAUACCUCCAAAAGGUGAGUUUCUUCACCAACGUACAAUUUUUUUUUAAAUGAAUUGUUAAUGCCACUUUACAGUUGUCAUAUCAAAUGAUUUGGUACACAAUCAACAUAUUGAUGUGUGAUGUGCAGGAAAGUCCACUCUACCCCUGGCCAGUUGAACCCAAUGUUCCAGGAGGGGGGUGCGAAGGGCAAGCCUCUGAGCAAGCCCCCCCAAAUUAGCCAACCCACCUUCAUGGAGUCAUCUGCAACACAAGCCUGCACCCCUCUGUUUGUCACUGUGGUCCCUUCCAGGCCCCCUCCACAGGUGAGCUACAAUACCACAAGUUAACAUUAUCUCAAAAGUAUCACUACUCCAGGCUGAUUGAUGAAGGCCUAUUAUGUGGAGUUACUAGUAUUAUCUACAUGUUGUAUGUAGUUCCUAUGUAAAAUAUAUUGAUAGCAACAAGAAGUGAAACAGCUGCUGAACUUGUAAAGAUAGCCUGCCUAAAGUAAAGUGGGUAUGUUUUGUAUAGACUAAGGAUAUUUGUAAAGAAAAAUAAAUGCCAACUAAAUGGAGAUAAAUAUUUAUGAGAAAAUGUUGUCUUGCAGCCACCAAAGAGGUUGCCUGCAGUGCAGCCACAGUCUUUCAUUGAACCGGUGAGCUAUGCCAAUGGAAAUACCUAAACAUAUCAUAUUAAUAAACUCUGGAAUCUUAGAAAUGUAUACUGAAGUACCAAACUCAUACAAACAUCUUUAUUUGAUCAUCAGACUAAACCUCUACCUCCAUCAAAGCCUUUGCCUACUCUGAGUAGCAAACCGGUGAGUCAUUCCAGCCAUUACAAUGAAUAACAUGUUGACAACAUGGUAGAACAACUGUUAUAACAAGUAACUACAUGGUCUCCACACACAGUCUAAUCAUGAACUCAUUAUCAAUUGUUUUAUAUUGUUCUAUUAGAAAAUCAAGCCUGUCGUCCCAGUGCCACCAGUCAAGCCCAGUCCUUACCCAGUGCCUCCAGUCAAGCCCACAGCACCAAAGGUACCCAGCAAAUACCCACAAGUAAUUGUUUGUCUAACACACUUAUCGUAGUCAUGUCUUGCAAAUUCUUCAUAGCAGUUAGAUUUUAAAAAGUAUCUCCUGAAACCAUUGCAUAGCAGGAAAGUAAAAAAAAAAGAAAAUGUGCAAUUUUGUGUUGGUAAUUCUUUACGAAACCAGAAUUGAAGGGCACGUUUCAAGAUGGCCGUCUAAUCGAUCCCUGUGUGUUCAACAGACCUCAGGAGGAGCAAGCCACAAGAUUGCAUUGAAGCCUCCCCCCAUGCCACGUCGA
Molecule: messenger RNA, 7058 nt
Organism: Coregonus sp. 'balchen'
Lineage: Eukaryota; Metazoa; Chordata; Actinopteri; Salmoniformes; Salmonidae
Source: the annotation of a GenBank genome assembly